AUGCCGACGCACGAGACUCCUCAGGGAGGCUUCAGGGAUCCUUUUGGACCGGACGGGGGCGAGCAACUCUCCCCCCGACCGGGGCAACACCUGGGCAUUUCACCCGCCCCAUCAUCGUCUCUAUCACCCAAUAUGGCUUCCAUACCUGAUACAGCCAGACUCACCGUGCAUUCGGAUCCCCCGCGAACAUCGCACUCUCUGGACGGGGAGACGCUCCGUCCGCGCGCCGAUUCCAAUGUUUCCAGCGCAAAUACCGCCAUCAGGUCGCGAGCGAACUCGGAGAUUUCCCAAGUAUCGACCCAAGUAUCACCACAGAUAACAUACGACGAAAUGUCGAUAGCCGAGGCUCUAAGACCCGAUCCUCGCAACCUGCAAGAUUUCCAGGUGGAAGACAACAAGUUUGCCUUCUCACCCGGCCAACUCAACAAAAUGCAGAAUCCAAAGUCUUUGGCCGCUUUCCAGGCCCUAGGAGGCUUACCCGGGUUGGAGCGAGGUCUGCGGACGGACCUGACGUCGGGCUUGUCGAUCGAUGAGACUCGACUGGAGGGAGAGAUUAGCUUCGAGGAGGCGACCGCCCGCGAGAAGCAUACAAAGAAAGACACGUCACCGUCCGUCGAAAUCUCGCCAGCAGGGCCCGAAGAGCAGUUCCAGGACCGCAUCCGUGUCUUCAGCCAGAACCGGCUACCCGCACGCAAGUCUACGGGCUUUUUGAAAUUGCUCUGGAUGGCUUACAAUGAUAAGAUCAUCAUUCUACUAACCAUAGCUGCUGUGGUCUCCCUUUCCCUCGGCGUCUAUGAGACCGUGGAUGCGGGCCAUGGUGUCGACUGGAUCGAAGGCGUUGCCAUCUGUGUGGCGAUCGCCAUCGUUACGCUCGUGACCGCUCUCAACGACUGGCAGAAGGAGAGGCAGUUUGCCAAACUGAACAAGCGGAAUAACGACCGCGAAGUCAAAGCGGUACGCUCGGGCAAGGUGGCGAUGAUCUCCAUCUUCGAUAUCACUGUCGGUGAUGUGCUUCAUGUUGAACCCGGUGAUUCGAUCCCUGCCGAUGGGGUUCUGAUCUCGGGCCACGGAAUUAAAUGCGAUGAAUCCUCUGCUACCGGAGAAUCGGACCAGAUGAAGAAGACCGAUGGGCAUGAAGUUUGGAAACAGGUCUCCGGAGGCAAUCCUUCGAAGAAGCUCGACCCGUUCUUGAUCUCUGGCAGCAAGGUCCUCGAGGGCGUGGGCACCUACCUGGUCACCAGUGUUGGUCCCUAUUCCACUUACGGCCGCAUCUUGAUGUCGCUGCAAGAGUCGAACGACCCGACGCCUCUGCAGGUCAAGCUCGGGAGACUUGCAAAUUGGAUUGGCUGGCUUGGUUCUAGCGCCGCCAUCAUUCUAUUCUUCAUCCUGCUGUUCAAGUUUGUCGCCGACCUGCCGGAUAACCCCGGCAACUCUGCUGCCAAGGGAAAGGAAUUCGUGGACAUUCUUAUUGUGGCGGUCACCGUGAUUGUCGUUGCUAUUCCAGAGGGCCUCCCGCUGGCCGUGACCCUCGCCCUCGCCUUCGCCACGACACGCAUGGUGAAGGAGAACAAUCUCGUCCGCGUUCUGCGCGCCUGUGAGACCAUGGGCAACGCGACUGUCAUCUGCUCCGAUAAAACAGGCACAUUGACCCAAAACAAAAUGACGGUCGUGGCAGGCACGCUGGGAGGGAAGAGUUUCAGCCAGAGCCUACCAGAGCAUCGUUCUGACGAUAUGGCGACUGCGGCUGAGGUCUUCAAGCAGUGCUCGCCGAAGGUCCGUGAUCUCGUUCUCAAGAGCAUUGCCAUCAACUCAACUGCUUUUGAGGAAGAACGGGAUGGGCUGAAGGAGUUCAUUGGAAGCAAGACCGAGGUGGCUCUCCUGCAACUGGCCAAAGACUGUCUCGGUAUGGACGUCACGGCAGAGCGAGCUUCUGCCGAAGUCGUCCAGUUGAUUCCGUUUGACUCUGCUCGCAAAUGCAUGGGCGUCGUAUAUCGAGAGCCUACUGUCGGCUAUCGCCUGCUUAUCAAGGGAGCUGCCGAGAUCAUGGCUGGCGCUUGUUCCGCCAAGGUAGCUGAGGUCGAUGGUCCGAAUGACAUCGUCACCGAUACGUUCACAGCUAAGGAUAAAGGUGUUGUGCUGGACACGAUCGAAUCUUACGCAGGCCAGUCUUUGCGUACGAUCGGCUUGAUCUACCGAGACUUCCCCGGUGUCACCAACUGGCCUCCCGCAGGCAUCCAACGUGCGGAAGACGAUCCAGAUUCCGCUCUGUUUGAAGAUCUCUUCCGUGACAUGACAUGGGUCGGGGUCGUGGGAAUCCAAGACCCUCUCCGGCCCGAGGUGCCCGCUGCUAUCAAGAAGUGCAACAUGGCCGGAGUGCAGGUGAAGAUGGUCACUGGUGACAACAUAGCGACAGCCACUGCGAUUGCGUCGUCUUGCGGUAUCAAGACCGAGGAUGGCCUGGUUAUGGAGGGUCCUAAAUUCCGCCAGCUUCCUGACGAUGAGAUGGACCGGAUUAUUCCCCGUCUCCAAGUCCUAGCUCGUUCGUCUCCAGAGGACAAACAAAUCUUGGUGGCGCGUCUGAAGCACUUGGGUGAAACAGUGGCUGUCACCGGUGAUGGUACCAACGACGGCCCGGCCCUGAGGACGGCAGACGUUGGCUUCUCCAUGGGAAUCGCGGGCACCGAGGUCGCCAAAGAGGCCAGCUCAAUCAUCCUUCUCGAUGAUAACUUCAAGUCUAUCGUGACUGCCAUUUCCUGGGGCCGCGCUGUCAACGACGCCGUGGCCAAGUUCCUCCAAUUCCAGAUCACCGUUAACAUCACCGCUGUUAUCCUGACGUUCGUGUCAUCGCUCUACAGCGAUGAAAACCAGAGCGUUCUGAGCGCCGUGCAGCUGCUUUGGGUGAACCUGAUCAUGGACACCUUUGCCGCUCUGGCGCUCGCAACCGAUGCCCCUACCGAGAAGAUCCUCCACCGCAAGCCUGUGCCUAAGAGCGCUUCGCUCUUCACGGUGACCAUGUGGAAGAUGAUUCUCGGACAGGCCAUGUACCAGCUGGGGGUGACCUUCAUGCUGUACUUUGGCGGCUUUAGCAUCAUCGGACGCCAGCUGGGCGAUAAAAACCCGCAGUUGGUUCUUGACACGAUUGUUUUCAACACGUUCGUGUGGAUGCAGAUCUUCAACGAGUUCAACAACCGACGCCUCGACAACAAUUACAACAUCUUCGAGGGGAUGUUCAAGAACUACUGGUUUAUGGGAAUCAACUGCAUCAUGGUUGGCGGCCAGGUUAUGAUCAUUUACGUCGGCGGCAAGGCUUUUAACGUCACAGAGCUGAACGGGCUCCAAUGGGGCAUCUGUAUCAUCUGUGCUAUUGGGUGCGUCCCUUGGGCGGUCCUAUUGCGCACCAUUCCCGACAGACCCGUCGAGAUUGUCCUCGACUAUGCUGUCCGGGGUAUCACAUUUGUCACCAGCCCUAUUAUCAAGGGUCUCAGAUUCCUGACGGACAAGGUGGCUAUGGCUACACGACCUGUUAAGCGGGCCGCCAAGCGUGUCUUUGGCAAACGGACCCCGAAAGCUGAGUCUCACGCCGAUGAAGAAGAGGCUGGCAUGAUUGAUCUCAAACCGCAACAAUCUCCUGGGACACCGUCGAAGCCCGCGGCAGCGCCCACGGCACCGGUGGUUGUUCCCCCAAUUACUAUAACGACCUCUUAA
Molecule: messenger RNA, 3705 nt
Organism: Aspergillus terreus NIH2624
Lineage: Eukaryota; Fungi; Ascomycota; Eurotiomycetes; Eurotiales; Aspergillaceae
Gene: pmcB
Product: putative calcium-translocating P-type ATPase(PMCA-type)
Exons: 5
Coding region: 1-3705 (1234 amino acids)
Biological process (GO): calcium ion transmembrane transport; intracellular calcium ion homeostasis
Cellular component (GO): intracellular membrane-bounded organelle; membrane
Molecular function (GO): ATP hydrolysis activity; ATP binding; P-type calcium transporter activity
Source: RefSeq, a predicted model, not a curated record